Hyaloscypha bicolor E is the source of this 1260-nucleotide messenger RNA. Its product is annotated as adenylylsulfate kinase. The transcript has 4 exons. The coding region runs from base 1 to 1260 and encodes 419 amino acids. Gene Ontology annotation, biological process: sulfate assimilation. NCBI's taxonomy places the organism in Eukaryota, Fungi, Ascomycota, Leotiomycetes, Helotiales, Hyaloscyphaceae. The record is from RefSeq and is a predicted model, not a curated record. Gene Ontology annotation, molecular function: adenylylsulfate kinase activity; ATP binding.
AUGGCAACAACUCCAGUCAUCCAAGCCGCCAAUGGCUAUCUGAACCCCCCCUCCGACGAAGAGACAUUGUCAAUGUUUACGCCCCAAGACGCUAUUGCCCGAGAGAUCGAGGAAUUUAUACAGAAUCAUGCUGUCUCGGUUGAAAUGCGUUCGAAGCCAGAAUAUUCAGAGUCAAGGCCACACCUGAAGAUUCCAGAAUCUCAGAGGAAUCACAAUCUUACAGGGGGCACACUUAUGGGCCCCGGCAAGGUCGCCGUACCGCCCUUCGUCUGGAGCGAGAGGGGCGGAAAAUCUCUUGUGUCCAUUUCCUAUCUAGGGGCAGACCUAUGUGGUCACCCUGGCAUCGUCCAUGGUGGACUUCUUGCUACUCUGCUAGACGAGGGGCUGGCAAGGUGCUGCUUUGCGGCUCUCCCAAACAAAGUCGGAAUGACUGCAAAUCUCAACAUCAACUACCGAAGUCCUGCCCUAGCAGAUGCGUUUGUGGUUCUCAGAGCUAAAACCACCAAGGUCGAUGGACGAAAAGCCUGGGUCGAGGGUCACAUUGAAACGCUGGUAGGGGAGGGAGAGAAACCCGUUGUCUUGGUUGAGGCGUCAGCAUUAUUUAUUGAGCCAAGGCAAGCCGCAGUAAUCGAGUUUGUUUACCCAAACAUCACCUGGCAUCCGUCCCUUUCACGACAUGAGCGCAAUGAGUUACGAAAGCAGCGAGGCUUCACCAUCUGGCUCACAGGCUUGUCUGCAUCUGGAAAGUCUACUGUUGCGACCGCGCUCGAGCAACAUCUUCUGCACCUAGGAUUCGCAGCAUACCGUUUGGAUGGAGACAAUGUGCGAUUUGGUCUGAACAAGGAUUUGGGCUUUUCGGAGAAAGAUCGAAAUGAGAACAUCAGGAGAAUUGCAGAGGUUGCCAAACUCUUCGCCGAUUCUUCCACGAUCGCAAUCACAUCUUUCAUCUCGCCAUAUAAAGCUGACAGGAAGAUUGCACGGGAUUUGCAUGCAACCGCGAGUCAAGGGGGAGAUGAUUCAAUACCGUUCAUCGAGGCAUAUGUUGAUAUUCCACUCGAAGUUGCUGAGCAGCGGGAUCCAAAGGGUCUCUACAAGAAAGCGAGAGCAGGAGAGAUUUCCAACUUCACAGGAAUUUCUGCACCGUAUGAGGCUCCCGAGAUACCGGAGAUUCACUUGAGAACAGAUCAGCUGUCGGUGGAGGAGAGUGUUGCUAAGAUCAUGGAAUACUUGCACUCACAAAAGUUGCUCACCAGCAAAUAG